AUGGUUGAGAAUAUGAAUAGAAGUAACUUUGAAGUGUUGGGAAUGUGUUGUGCUACAGAAGCAACACUGGUUGAAAGAAUUUUAAACCCUCUUCCUGGUGUCAAACAUGUCUCAGUCACUGUUCCUACCAGAACUGUUACUGUGGUCCAUGAUCUUCUCCUUAUUUCUGAAUCACAGAUAGUUGAUGCGCUGAAUACGGCAAGACUUGAAGCUAGUUAUAGGCCAAAGGGAGAGACCAAAAAUGAAAAGAAAUGGCCAGACAUAGUUACAAUGGCAUGUGGCUUGUUACUUUUACUUUCAUUUUUGAAGUAUAUAUACCCUCCUUUGGAAUGGUUGGCUCUUGCUUCUGUUGUUAUUGGAUUUCCUAAAGUUCUAUUAAGGGCAAUAGCUUCUAUUAGAGCUCAUACUCUAAAUAUCAAUAUUUUAGUUAUAUUGGCAGUAUGUGGAACUGUUGCUUUACAAGAUUUUACAGAUGGUGGAGUCAUAAUAUUUCUGUUCUCCAUUGCUCAGUGGCUUGAAACAAGAGCAACUCAUAAGGCAAUGGUUGCGAUGUCAUCUUUAACAAACAUGGCUCCUCAAAUGGCCAUUAUUGUCGAGACGGGGGAACGUGUCGAUGUCAAUGAUGUUAAGAUCAACACCAUCCUUGCUGUCAAGGCCGGUGAUGCUAUUCCUCUUGAUGGAGUUGUGGUUGAAGGAAAGUGUGAAGUUGAUGAAAAAAUGUUAACAGGAGAAUCAUUCCCUGUCACCAAAGAAUCAGAUUCACUUGUCUGGGCUGGAACUAUUAAUAUGAAUGGAUAUAUAAGUGUAAGAACUACGGUGUUGGCAAAAGACACAGUAGUGGCAAGAAUGUCAAGAUUUGUUGAAGAAGCUUCUAGCAGAAAAUCAAAAGCACAAAGAUUCAUAGAUAAUUUUGCAAAAUACUAUAUUCCUGCGGUUGUGUUGAUUUCAGCUAGCAUUGCAUUGGUUCCAGCUGCAUUAAAUGUUCCUGAUAAUGAGACUUGGUUUCAUCUAUCACUUGUUGUUUUAUUGAGUGGAUGCCCUUGUGCUCUUAUUCUCUCCACACCUGUUGCAAUCUUCUGUGCUCUCACAAAGGCUGCAAUAAGUGGAUUACUAUUGAAAGGUGGAGAUUAUCUUGAAACACUUUCAAGAAUCAAGACUGUGGCUUUUGAUAAAACAGGCACCAUAACAAGAGGAGAGUUCGUCGUAACUGAUUUUAGUGUUGCAGAUGAAUUUAGCAAUGAAACCUUAUUGUACUGGAUUUCGAGUAUUGAGAGUAAAUCAAGUCAUCCAGUAGCCGGUGCACUAGUCGAAUAUGCAAUGUUGCACUCUAUCAAACCAGUCCCAGAAAAUGUGGACAAUUUUCAAAAUUUUCCGGGGGAAGGAAUUUUCGGCACUAUUGAUGGGAAGGAUAUCUACAUAGGAAAUAGGAGAAUUGGUCUCAGAGCUGUCUGUGAGAAAGGUGAUUGUAUUCAAAGCCAUGAGAUUUCUACGCCGAAGAAACAAUACGAUGGAGAAACUCUAGUUGGAGUGUUCGGCCUAGUCGAUGCUUGUAGAACCGGUGCUUUAGAGGCAAUAGAAGAGUUGAAGUUAUUAGGUGUGAGAUCAGUCAUGUUGACAGGAGAUACCUCUCAAGUUGCUAUGUAUGUUCAGAGUCAGUUAAACAAUGCGAUAGACAUUGUUCACGCAGAACUUCUACCCCAUGAUAAGGCAAAAAUCAUUGAGAAUUUAAAGAAAGAAGGGCCAACAGCAAUGAUAGGAGACGGCAUAAAUGAUGCUCCGGCACUAGCUACAGCUGACAUAGGCAUUUCAAUGGGAAUAUCAGGUUCAGCUCUUGCAAAUGAGACAAGCAACGCGAUUCUCAUGUCAAACGACAUCCGAAAACUGCCUGAAGCGAUCCGUCUAGCAAGAAAAACAACUAGAAAGCUCAUUGAGAAUGUUGUUAUUUCGGUUGGAUUUAAAUGCUGCAUACUUGCAUUGGCAAUUGCAGGAUAUCCAUUAGUUUGGCUUGCUGUAUUGACUGAUGUUGGAACAUGUUUACUUGUUAUCCUCAAUAGCAUGUUGCUUUUACAAGAGAAUCGCAAAUAUGAAGAAAGAGAAUCAGCCAGGUCUAAAUAUGGCAAGUUUUUGGAGGAUAAGACUAAACCAUUACUUAACAAGCAAAGUAAUAUUGAUGAAGAAAAAGGACUUAUUGGUGGGGAAGAGUGUGGUAAAGAGUGUUGUAUAAAUGUUACUCGUCAUGUGGAAACUUCAAAAGAAAACAAAGAUGAAUCUUGUGGAGUUUCAAAGAUGAGUUUACUCAAUGGAAAUGAGAAUGGAAACUUUAUGUUUGUUGAAGUUCAUGUUGUGAAGCCUUGCAAUGGUUGA
This is a messenger RNA of Lathyrus sativus (Indian pea), 2364 nucleotides long. NCBI's taxonomy places the organism in Eukaryota, Viridiplantae, Streptophyta, Magnoliopsida, Fabales, Fabaceae. The record is from the annotation of a GenBank genome assembly.